Messenger RNA from Colletotrichum orchidophilum, 909 nucleotides. RefSeq lists its product as uncharacterized. Gene Ontology annotation, biological process: mitochondrial translation. Bases 1 to 909 code for a protein of 302 amino acids. The record is from RefSeq and is a predicted model, not a curated record. Gene Ontology annotation, molecular function: structural constituent of ribosome. Gene Ontology annotation, cellular component: mitochondrial ribosome; mitochondrial large ribosomal subunit. The transcript is spliced from 2 exons. Lineage: Eukaryota; Fungi; Ascomycota; Sordariomycetes; Glomerellales; Glomerellaceae.
AUGGCGAAUCCCAAUACGAUGCGGCCAUCGAUAGGUCGCGUAUUGCGUCUUCAGGAGACUCGGCAAUGGCUGCCCACGACGCCGACGACGGCCACGCAAACCCGAAACGCAGCGGCAUGCUUCUCGACUUCGGCUGCGCACUCGGUGCGCAAGACCCGCGACAACAACCGUCUGCGAGGUGUCAGCACCAUGAAGAGAUCCGGUCCCCGUGAGCCGCUGUCCGUCUCAUGGGAGACGCUACCCAAGCCGAAGAACCACAAGCGAGAGGUUGCCGUGGACCCGAACCACGGGCUCUGGGACUUUUUCUAUGGCAAGAACAAGCUUAUGAACACGCCCAAAGAGGAUCAGUCUCACGGCCGUGCGUGGACGGUGGAGGAGCUGCGAAAGAAGAAUUGGGAAGACCUCCACUCGCUGUGGUAUGUCUGUCUGAAGGAGAGGAACCGCAUUGCGACGACGAGUCUCGAGCGUGAAAGACGCAGACUCGGUUUCGGAGGGUACGAGGCCAACGACAGGGACGAGACGGUUGUCACGACAAUGAAGGCGAUCAAGCACGUCUUGACUGAACGCUUCUACCUCUGGGAGGAUGCGCGCAAGCUGGCAGAGAAUGACCCCGAGGUUGAUCUCUCUGGCGAAGGAGAGGCAUACACGCCGCUGGCAGGAUACGAGGACUUGGAAGAGGCCAACAAAUACUUGACCGAGGAAGUCGAGGCCGCGGCUAUCGAGUCACCGAUUGUCGAGACGCCUGUCGAGCCUCAGGCUGAGCAGAAGGAAGCCGCGCCGGUCACGCCAGAGGCUGAUGCCGAGGCCGAGAGCAAGCCAGCGGAGCCAGCGCAGCCAGCGCAGAGCAAGCCCAGCAAACCGACCGAGAGCAAACCCGCUAAGCCGGCGAUGCCCACACCGAAGAUUUGA